UUUAGGGAGUUCACUUUAAACAGAAUCUAAAGUGAGGGCUGAUAGUUAAUUAUUACCCGACGAUUACUGAUUUAUCUCACUGCACAUUUUCUCUUGCAAAAUUGGAACCCACUGUCUACUGCAAAUUUAGCAAAAAAGACCAGUGCAGUGAUCUAAAAAAAAAAAUGGCACCUCCAAAGAAAACCCAAAACACAACAUCAAAGAAAUUAAAGAAGAAAAAGAAGAAGAAACUUAAAAACAAGACCAAAACCAAAAGCUUGAGCUCAGUUCCAGUUGACCCCAAUGCUAUCGACUCCGAUUGGUGGGAUACUUUCUGGCCCAAGAAUUCCUCUCCCUCAGAUGCUUCAAUACCAGCUGAUGAGGAAGAGGCAUUCAAGUAUUUCUUUAGGGUUUCAAAGCAGACCUUUGAAUACAUUUGUUCCCUAGUUAGAGAAGAUCUUAUCUCGAGGCCGCCGUCGGGUCUCAUCAACAUUGAGGGAAGGCUUCUUAGUGUUGAGAAACAGGUGGCAAUUGCUGUCAGAAGGUUGGCUUCGGGCGAGUCUCAAGUCUCGGUUGGUUCGGCUUUUGGAGUCGGGCAGUCUACUGUCUCUCAAGUCACUUGGAGGUUCAUUGAAGCGCUUGAAGAACGGGGGAGGCACCAUCUUAAGUGGCCUGAUUCGAGUAGAAUCGAGGAGAUUAAGUUUCAAUUUGAAUCGUUGUUUGGUUUGCCGAAUUGCUGUGGAGCUAUUGAUGCAACGCAUAUCGUUAUGACACUUCCGGCGGUUGAAACAUCGGAUGAUUGGUGUGACCAAGAGAAUAACUAUAGCAUGUUCUUGCAGGGGGUUGUCGACCACGAAAUGAGAUUUCUUGAUAUUGUGACUGGUUGGCCUGGGGGAAUGACUGUGUCGAGACUGCUGAAAUGUUCUGGGUUUUACAAGCGAUGCGAGAAUGGAGAGCGUUUGAACGGAAAUUUAAGAGAGUUGUCUCAAGGAGCAGAGAUCAGAGAAUAUAUCGUUGGUGGAGUUGGUUAUCCUCUUCUACCAUGGCUGAUAACUCCUGAUGGAAGUGAUGAACAGUCGGAUGCUAUGUCGAGUUUCGAUACGAGGCAUGAGAUGGCGCGGUUGCUUGCGGUGAACUCAUUCUUGCAGCUGAAAGGAAGUUGGAGAAUUCUUAACAAGGUAAUGUGGAGACCGGAUAAAAGGAAACUGCCAAGUAUUAUCUUGGUAUGCUGUUUACUUCACAAUAUUAUGAUUGACAAUGGAGACCAGUUGCAUCCUGAUGUUGCUUUGUCCGGUCAUCAUGACUCGGCUGGUUAUGGAGAACAGUUCUGCAAUCAAAUUGACCCAUUGGGAAGAACCUUGCGAGAGAAUCUAGCAAAGUAUUUGCACCUUACACAAGAGAAAUCUCUAUCAUAGUAGUCAAAGUUUUCAUCUUUAAUGCAAAAGGAUUAUUUUUAUCAUAUUGAGCACUAUACUUUUAUUA
Molecule: messenger RNA, 1461 nt
Organism: Mercurialis annua (annual mercury)
Lineage: Eukaryota; Viridiplantae; Streptophyta; Magnoliopsida; Malpighiales; Euphorbiaceae
Product: protein ANTAGONIST OF LIKE HETEROCHROMATIN PROTEIN 1
Exons: 2
Coding region: 165-1394 (409 amino acids)
Cellular component (GO): PRC1 complex; ESC/E(Z) complex
Molecular function (GO): chromatin binding
Source: RefSeq, a predicted model, not a curated record